Molecule: messenger RNA, 1044 nt
Organism: Halteromyces radiatus
Lineage: Eukaryota; Fungi; Mucoromycota; Mucoromycetes; Mucorales; Cunninghamellaceae
Exons: 8
Coding region: 1-1044 (347 amino acids)
Biological process (GO): phospholipid metabolic process
Molecular function (GO): glycerophospholipase activity
Source: RefSeq, a predicted model, not a curated record
AUGAAAAGUCUUUUUGCAUUUGGCGUGUUGAUGAUCAGUUCUGUACUUGGUACUACGGUCACUACUCCUGGUGAUUGUCCUGCCCUGACACCUCGUACUUCUCCUCCAGUGGAUAUUACUGAUCUUCGUCCUGAUGACAUCAAGGUUCUUGGUGCACUCGGUGACAGUAUCAUGGCAGGUUAUGUGAUGAUGGGUGUGUCCGGUCCUCUUGAUAUCAAAGCAUUGGAAGAAUUCCGUGGUCAUAGUUAUGCCAUUGGGGGUGAUAGUGGGGCCAUCACUCUUCCUAACAUCAUGAAUCAUUAUACACCUGUGAAAAAAGGUCCUUCUGUUGGAACAACAUUAGCUACUACCUGCAAUAUUAUUGCCGAUACUUGUUCAAGUAUUCAAUAUACUCCAUCUGCUGAUCAAUUAAACGGUGCUCUUAGUGGGGCCAUGUCAUUCAAUCUCCAAACUGAACUUGGUUAUGUUUUGUCACAAAUGAAAUCCAUUUCUGGUAUUGACGUACAAAACGAUUGGAAGAUGAUUACUAUUCAAAUUGGAAGUAAUGAUCAAUGUGCAUCUUGUAAUUCCACUCAUGCAAGCCAAGUGACAGCCGAUCAAUAUGGUGCAAACAUCGAAAAUGCCAUCCUCACUAUUAAGAAUGGUAGUCCAAGAACAAUUGUCAAUCUUGUUGGUGUGUUUAAUGUAUCACAGGUAUUUCCAUUAUCACAAAAAUCAGGAUUGAAUUAUUGUGUUAUGACCAACAAUGAUCCUUCUACGAUCAGAAACCUCAAAGAAUGUUCAUGUUCUGCUGAUAGUAAUCAUCAAGCGAUGGAUGAACUUGCUGCUAGUUACAAUGUAAAAUUACAAGCCUUGGCUGAAAAAUAUAAAGCUCAACCCAAUGGUACUUUUGCUGUAGUCUAUCGACCAGCCAAUGUCAAUAUCAUGAGUUUCCCUAUUGAUGCUCUCAGUAAUUAUGAUUGUUUCCAUCCAAGUCAAAAAGGACAUGAAUGGAUGGCAAAGAUUUAUUGUCCUACAGAUACUGACAGGAUUCAGUUAUCUUGA